Bipolaris sorokiniana ND90Pr is the source of this 738-nucleotide messenger RNA. RefSeq lists its product as uncharacterized. The annotation marks the transcript as partial. The transcript is spliced from 2 exons. Gene Ontology annotation, biological process: regulation of translational initiation. The record is from RefSeq and is a predicted model, not a curated record. NCBI's taxonomy places the organism in Eukaryota, Fungi, Ascomycota, Dothideomycetes, Pleosporales, Pleosporaceae. Gene Ontology annotation, cellular component: cytoplasm.
AUGGCUGGGAAAAGACAACACUCGCCUUCCCCAGCCCCACCAGAAAUCUACUUUUCAGCUCCAAUCCAUGAGCAGACGUCGUCCUUUACGGCCGCCUUCUCUCCCUCUCUCAGCGCAAAAGCCCUCCAAGCGCUGCCCGAGUUCCGCAGCGCAACGCACAGGAUCGCGGCAUGGCGCAGGCCCUCGCGGCAAAUGUCACUGAUGCCCGCGUCGCGCACCCUGUACGACACGGGGCAUGACGACGACGGUGAGAAAUGGGCCGGAACACGGCUCAGUAAUGUACUGCGCGACACAUCGACUUGCGGGACCGUGGUAGUUGGGCGCUGGUACGGCGGCCAAAACAUAGGUCCUAUUCGCUUCACGCAUAUUGAAUCGAGUGCCAAGGAGGCGAUUCGCAAGGCCAAAGCCGCAAGCGCUUCGUCCUCUGACAUGCAAGCAAAAGUACAAGAGGAGGAAGAGCAAGAAGAGGCUAAGCGCAAAGAGCUCAUUAACAAUUUGCAAGAAAGAGAUUACAACAUCUUUGCGUUGCGCAAGCUGCUGAGCGAGAAAAAGGCAAGGUUGCAAAGCGAGGGGCGGGUGGAGCUGCCGACGCUUCAAAAGCUAAUGGAUUAUGAUCGCAUGAGUAUGGAGGCAUUGGGAAGGGUGGACAAGGCACGGGAUGCAACGAUUACGUUUAUACUGAAGCAGAUUGACAAGACAGAUGAGGAGGCAAAGCUUGCGGAGACAUUGGAUGGGGGU